This is a messenger RNA of Monopterus albus (swamp eel), 1825 nucleotides long. RefSeq names its product aminoacylase-1A. NCBI's taxonomy places the organism in Eukaryota, Metazoa, Chordata, Actinopteri, Synbranchiformes, Synbranchidae. Gene Ontology annotation, cellular component: cytoplasm. The record is from RefSeq and is a predicted model, not a curated record. Gene Ontology annotation, molecular function: aminoacylase activity. Gene Ontology annotation, biological process: amino acid metabolic process. The transcript has 15 exons. Bases 127 to 1386 code for a protein of 419 amino acids.
ACAGGCCCGGUCACGCAGCCAGCACGCGCACACAUACAUGGUGUAUAUACAUGUGAGGUUACCACAGUGAGGCUGCCAACCUGUCUAAAGAAGCUGGCUGCUCGGGAGGGGUAAACAACCCACACCAUGCUACCUGACAAAGACGGUCCAGGUGUUGGAGGCGGACAGACCUCUCCGGAGGGAGAGGACCCGUCUGUGAGUCUGUUUAGAGACUACCUCUGUCUCAAAACCGUCCACCCAGAGCCUGAUUAUGAUGCUGCUCUUCAUUUCUUGGACAGAAUAGCAAAGGAACUUGGGCUACCCAUGAAAAUGAUUGAGGUGUGUCCAGGCAGAGUUGUGUCAAUCAUGACAUGGGAAGGGACGAACCCGGCCUUGAAAUCUAUAUUACUGAAUUCCCACACAGAUGUUGUACCUGUUUUCCAGGAACAAUGGAAAUACGAUGCUUUCAGUGCUUUCAAAGAUGCAGAGGGCAACAUUUAUGCCCGGGGAACACAGGACAUGAAAUGUGUAACUAUACAGUACAUCCAGGCAGUCAGAAGACUGAAGGCAGAGGGACGGAAACUGAUGCGCACUGUGCACCUGAUGUUUGUUCCUGAUGAAGAAGUUGGAGGUCACAAGGGAAUGGAAACAUUUGUGACGCAUCCAGAGUUCCAAAAAUUAAACAUUGGCUUUGCCCUCGAUGAAGGUCUGGCUAACCCUGCCGAUGCCUUCACUGUGUUUUAUGGUGAAAGGAACCCCUGGUGGAUCACAAUCCACUGCCCAGGUAGCCCUGGACAUGGGUCUAGGUUUGUGGAAAACACAGCCGCUGAGAAGCUGCGGCAAGUCAUAAACUCAUUCCUGGACUUCAGAGAGCAGGAGAAGCACAGGCUGAAUACUAGUGAGUGUUUCACACUCGGUGAUGUCACUACAGUUAAUAUGACCAUGGUCCAAGGGGGCGUGGCCUACAAUGUUAUCCCAGCAGAAAUGGACGUCACUUUUGACCUAAGGAUACCACCUACGGUUAAUCUGCAGGAGUUUGAAAGACAGAUCAAACAGUGGUGUAAGGAAGCAGGAGAAGACAUCACUUAUGAGUUUGCUCAGAAACAUAUGAACCAGAAUAUCACAUCGACAGAUGAGAAUGAUCCCUGGUGGAGAGCAUUCACUGCAGCCUGCAAGGAAAUGAAUAUGACUCUGGAAAAGGAGAUAUUUCCAGCAGCCACAGAUAGCCGUUUUAUCCGAGCGAUUGGUAUCCCUGCUAUUGGCUUUUCCCCAAUGAACCGGACACCAAUCCUGCUGCACGAUCACAACGAGUAUCUGAACGAGCAAGUCUUCCUGAAAGGCAUCAUUGUGUACGAGAAGCUCAUCCCAGCUCUUGCCAGUGUUCCUGCCUUUCCUGAUGAGGCUUAGAAAAGCCCUCAUUUUAAUCAUCUCUAAAACACAUUUCAGUGAUCAUAAUAUUUAACUUGAAAAGUUUGCAGAGAUUACCAAAGAACAAUAACACUGUAAUCAUCACACUAAACUGAGCAUUUAGCCUAUGGUACUAUUGAUUUUUUUUUUUUUUUUUACUGUAAUGAUUCUCAGGAUAUACACUAGGUGCAGUAAGCUUUGCAUUACUCAGUAUUGCAGAAGUUUAACAGCAUAAUACAUCAUCAGAGUGUGCCUGUAUAUUAAAUGCAGCCAUAAAGAAAUAUCACUGAUUGUGUAAACCAUGCUUUCCAUUAUUUGAAAAUGACUUUGAUUGAUAGGCUCUUAUAUCAAAAGUCAAUUAAAUACCACAUUUUAAAUGUAGCUUGAUUUUAAAAUUUUGAUUCCAGAAAUACAAUUUUAUUUAAUAAACUAGAAUUGA